UGUCGGUGUUUCACUCACUAGCCGUUCCCCACGUCAAACUUCCUCGUCGUAUUUCCGUUCUUAUUACUUGUGUGUGUUACGGGUCGGUUCCGUGCCUACUUUUUCGACGGGCCAAUCGCGAGCAUGGAUGAGAUAGCCUGCGACGCGCUCACUAGUCCAGCCAAUCGCCUCACAGACGAUCAUCUGCGCCUCGUUUUCCGCUUCUUGGCUUCCCGCGCCGACCCGCUGAACCACGCGCGUUACUAUGCUCCUAGCACCGCCGCGCCGCAACGGUCGGCUUCCUUCGGCGACUCCGCGUCGCUCAACCACGCGGUUGUCUGUAAGCGAUGGCGCCGCCUCGCGCUGCUCGAGCUAUCCUCCGUUACAGUCACAUCCGGUUCUGCCACCUCCUCCCGCCGCCUCAUGCGGUCGCUCUCGCGUUAUCCUAGUCUCACCCGUCUGCAUCUCGAACGGGAGAGCCUCGACUUUAUCGAUGACGCUUUUAUCGAAGCAAUCGGAAGACACUGUAGCAAGUUGGUUACCCUGUCCCUGUACGCGAUUGAAGAAGCUGCUUGUAGCGGACAGCGAGGUCAACGGAGUCAACUGUGUCUGACACGUCAGACUGGGGAUGAGCACCGGGAGGACCAAAGAAACCAUCUGCCCGGAAUUACAGAGCAAGCAGUAGACGUGUUAUUCAGAAGCUGUACGCGAUUAGAGCAUCUUCUUUUGCAUUGCGCGCAGUACAUCAACUCGAUUCCUCCCUCCAUCUCCACCCUAACGCGUCUUGAAACCCUAGACGUAUCAUCUAUGAGCCUUACUAGACUGCCCGAGGUCAUGUCAGAAAGCCUUACAUCCCUCCAAGUGCUCAGGAUCCUUGCUCCAAGCUUGGAGUUCCUGCCCGUCAACAUCGGGCAUCUGAAAAAUCUCCGGGAGAUGCGUGUCUGCUGUCAGACGCUGCAAUGCUUGCCGCCUCUUUUUGCGCAGCUCGGCUCACUGGAACUCAUUCACAUCACCGGGUGUCAGAAUCUUUUUCAGCUGCCCGACUCUUUCUGCGAUCUUCACACCCUAACAUGGCUACAGAUCGAGGAUUGUGGCCAUCUCUCCUCCCUUCCUCCUUCCCUCCAUUGCCUAACCUCCCUCACUCACUUUCACCUAUCUUCCCUCCCCUCUCUUACUGCCCUCCCCCCAAGCACUGUACAUCUACCAAACCUACAGUCUCUGGGGCUAUGCCUGUCUGACUCAUUCCACGUUCUCCCCCCCUCCUUCCGCCUCCUCUCAUCCCUCACGCGUCUCGAUAUCAGCUGCCCUGGCAUGGACAGCCUGCCCGAGGAUAUCGGUCUGCUGCUGGAGCUGAAAAUUCUGAAGAUCCACUCCAUGGAAGGGCUUGUCAGCCUGCCCGUGUCUCUCGGGCAGCUGGAAAAUUUGCAGCAACUGACCGUCACGAGGUGUCCCAAGCUGAAAUUUCUGUCCCUACCAUGCCCAGAUGCAACGGCCAUGCCAUCGCCACCCCCACUACCAAUACCAUCAUCACCAGCACUCUCCCCCCUCCCCUCCCUCUUAUCUCUUCAUCACAUCUCCAUACGCCACUGCCCCUGCCUCUCCUCCCUCCCCCAGGGGCUUUCCCGCCUCUCCUCUCUCCGCUCCCUCGUUUUAGUCACAUGCCCUCGAUUAAAGGAGCUGCCAGACGGCCUUGCCCACCUCUCCACCCUCCACUCCCUCGUUAUAGUCAACUGCCAGCUUAUAACGCAGCUUCCUGAAGGGCUCUGCCUACUGCCGCAGCUGCAGAGGAUAGUGCUUCGAUAUAGUGACAGCCUGUAUAGUCACAGUGAGGGGGGCGAAGGACUGGCGAUGAGAAAUGUUGAUGAGGGUGCUGAGGGUGUGGGGGUGAAAGGAAUGGAGGAGGAGGAAGGGGAGGUUGUUGGGGAGUGUGCAGAGGAAGAGGAGGAGGAGAAGGAAGAGGAAGGGGAGGAGCAGGAGGAGGAAGGGGAGGAGGAGGGAGCACCAGGAGCCCAGUGGAUGGGUGGAAAGGAGACGGAUAUUGCUGUGCAUCCAUUUACUUCACCUACCUCCCCUCCCUACCCCUCCGCAUCCUCCACUCCUCUCCCUCCCCCUCCUCCUUUCCCCUUUCGCCUCCCCGACCAAACCAGCCGCCUCCACUCCUUGACCUCGCUUAAAGUGAUCGGGUUUCCAGGCCUCUUCAGGGUCCCGGAGUCGCUUGGGCUCCUCAACUCCCUUCGACGGUUGACUCUGCAAGGCUGCUGCUCGAUCCACCUCCCAGCGUCCGUCUCUGCCUUGUGCCGUCUCCAGCACCUCGAGGUUUCUGGCAUGGGCAGCCUGAAGCUGCUUCCUGACGAUCUCGGGCAGCUGCCCGAGCUGAAAACUCUUCACCUGGCCAAUCUCCCCAGUCUGGAGCGCCUACCAGAAGGAAUCGGGCAGCUGAAGAAAGCAAUCGUGGUGGUGUUGCCAGUCGUGGUGAAUGGAAACCAAGCCAUUCUCCCUCCUAUGGCCCCUUUCCCUUCAUUACAGUCACUCACACUCCAAGGAUCCUACCCAUGGGGGGAAAUUACAGCUGGCCCUGUGACUCAGCCUCUCAACAGGGCUUGUGAUUCUUCGGCCUUUAUCUCAUUCCCUGACGCUGUGUUCUCCGCUCUCUCCUCACACGGCACAUUGCACCUCCUGCAUUUUGACCUCUGUCGGAAUCUCACACAGCUUCCCUCCUCCCUCACCUCCCUCUCCUCCCUUCACCACCUCUCACUCUCCAACUUGCCGCAUCUCGCCUCCCUACCUUCCUCCCUCCACCUCCUCUCCUCUCUCCACUCUCUCACACUCGAUACCUGCCCAGCUAUCGCCUCCCUGCCCCCCUCUCUUGCCCUCCUCCCUUCUCUCAAAACGCUCUCUAUUCGCCGGUGCAAAUCACUCAAGUCGCUUCCCGAAUCCACAGCUCCCUAUUUCCCUUCCCUACAGGCGCUCCUGCUCCAUUUCCUCCCCUCGUUAGAGGAACUUCCAUCUUCUUUAACACAGAUCCCCCUUAUAGAGCGACUCUCUAUUGUUUGCUGCAGCAGCUUGGCUGCACUGCCGGAUGAUAUUGGAAGGUUGUCCCGUAGUUUGAGGAGGAUAGAAAUCAGAGAAUGCUGGCGGCUGAAAGCUAAUAAGCUUCCGGAUUCACUCUGGGUCAUCAUGCGGGUUGAUAUUUCGUGACAAGCUUGAAUCGUGUCAUGCUUGGUGGUUGCGUGUUCCCAUGGUAGUUUGAGCCUGGAGAUCAGAGAGUGCUGGUGGCUGGAUGUUGAUAAGCUUCUGGAUUCACUGUGGAACAUCAUGUACAUGGAUACAUCAUGACAGA
This is a messenger RNA of Closterium sp. NIES-67, 3319 nucleotides long. Lineage: Eukaryota; Viridiplantae; Streptophyta; Zygnematophyceae; Desmidiales; Closteriaceae. The record is from the annotation of a GenBank genome assembly.